Molecule: messenger RNA, 915 nt
Organism: Saxophila tyrrhenica
Lineage: Eukaryota; Fungi; Ascomycota; Dothideomycetes; Mycosphaerellales; Extremaceae
Exons: 1
Coding region: 1-915 (304 amino acids)
Biological process (GO): thiamine biosynthetic process
Source: RefSeq, a predicted model, not a curated record
AUGUCGCUGAGCCCGCUCCAACCAUUCCACCUCACGGCCACCGGCUACAACAUCAACUAUCUCCCCGAAUACAUCGCUCUCCGACAUGGCUUCUUCCGCGAGCAAGGAUUGGACGUGACAGUCAACAUUCCGAAGCCGUGGGACCUGGUAUUGGACAACCUUGCUAGAGGUUCAGCCGACAUGGCCCUGGGCGGCAUCUGGGUUCCUUCGAUGUACCGCGACCGUGUGCAGGAAUACACCGUCUUUGCGCAGAUCGCAAACCGCUGUCCGCUCGCACUUCUCAGACGCCGCCAGCGUAAGCCAUUCAAGCUGUCCGAUGUCGCGGGAAAGACGGUCCUGAUGAAGUCUGGAGGUGGAGCGAGCGUCGGUUUGUUCUUCAAGAUGCUGCUGCGAGAGAACAAGAUUGAUGAACGAUCUGUGGACUACAUCCAAGACCUGGAAGGCAAAAUGCUGGGAGAACUUUUUCUUGGCGGAUGUGGUGACUACUUUUGCACUGACUUGUUGUCCGCUCUGGCGAUGACAGCUGCCAAUCCUGAUGUGGUCAUCGGCAUGGAGAUGGUUGCUCAAGGCGACAUUCCGUGGAGCGUGUAUUACCGGGAGACAAAGACGAUCACGCCGGAAUUCCUGGAUGCGAAGAGACGCUUCUGCCUCGCGGUCGAAAAGGGCAUCGAAUGGGUGCUUGCGCAUAAUGCUGAAUCGUUCCGAGACGAGCUUGCCGAACUGUUCCCAAAUGUACCGGUCGAUGUCGCUGUUGGUGUGACGAACAGCUUCCGGAAGAACGGGAUGUGGACGUCCACGACGGUGCCACGUGGCGGGUACGAGAGAUGGCAGAGGGGCUUAGCCGAUGCUCGCCUGGUCGACUCGCCUUUGCCGUAUGAGACGGUGAUGCACAAAACGCUGCCUUGCGAUGGCUGA